Prunus armeniaca (apricot) is the source of this 627-nucleotide messenger RNA. NCBI's taxonomy places the organism in Eukaryota, Viridiplantae, Streptophyta, Magnoliopsida, Rosales, Rosaceae. The record is from the annotation of a GenBank genome assembly.
AUGGAAGGGUCAAGAGGCAGGAGGACAACAAAAGGCGAGGUGCUCAAACAAACUCCGGACUCCUGGGUGGGAGAGUUUUUCCUUGUCCAUUGCCAGUCUUCGGAAGGUCCGAAAAGCUGGAAGGCCUUUAAGGCUGAGAACAUGCACCACACCAAACUGAAACGCAACAAGCAGAGGUGGAGGUUUGGCCUCUACGGUCAUAUCCUUCCCCAGGGCCUCCUAAAUACACUUGCAAGAAAAAAGCCGCCCUGCCAAACGCUUCAUGGCGUGUUUUUCAUUGAGAUUCAAGGACACACACCCAUCAUAAUACUUCUGGUUCCGGCAGAUGGGGUGUUUAUGGAAGGGCAUUCAUUGAAGGUGACAGAUGGGUUUGGUUUGAUGCUUGUCACAUCUGUGGGCAUGAACACAGCCUGGGGUGAGAUGAUGAGCUCAAUAAGCCCGGAUUUAGAUGAGCAGACACCUUUACAGGCACGGCUUGACAAGCUUACAUCAUAUAUUGGGAAGGUUGGUUUGGCUGUGGCUGUGCUUGUUCUUGCCGUUUCUCUGAUUCGUUAUUUCACCGACACACCACAGAUGACAAGGGGAUCAGAGAAUUCUAUGGAGGCAAGACAAAGUUCGAUGAUGUAG